Molecule: messenger RNA, 1743 nt
Organism: Ochotona curzoniae (black-lipped pika)
Lineage: Eukaryota; Metazoa; Chordata; Mammalia; Lagomorpha; Ochotonidae
Gene: INSC
Product: INSC spindle orientation adaptor protein
Exons: 13
Coding region: 1-1740 (579 amino acids)
Biological process (GO): establishment of mitotic spindle orientation; apical protein localization; regulation of asymmetric cell division
Cellular component (GO): apical cortex
Molecular function (GO): cytoskeletal adaptor activity; protein binding
Source: RefSeq, a predicted model, not a curated record
AUGAGGCGGCCCUCUGGGAAUGGAGAGGCAGCCGGCGAGGGUCCAGGUGGCUGCGGCCAGUGGGGAGCCCAGGAGCGCAGGCGGCUGUGUUGUGCUGGGCCCGACUGCUGUGGGCAGGCCUUGCUACAGAUUGGAAUCAACAUGAUGGCAUUGCCUGGGGGCCGCCAGCUGGACUCCCUCCCCCUGCCAGGGCAGCGGCUGCACCUGAUGCAGGUGGACUCAGUUCAGCGCUGGAUGGAGGACCUGAAGCUCAUGACCGAGUGCGAGUGCAUGUGCGUCUUACAGGCGAAGCCCAUUAGCCUGGAGGAGGACACACAAGGUGACCUCAUCCUGGCAGGUGGUCCCAGCCCUGGAGACCCCCUGCAGUUGCUGCUCAAGAGGGGCUGGGUCAUCAGCACUGAACUGCGCAGAAUCGGGCAGAAGCUGGCCCAGGACCGCUGGGCUCGUGUGCACAGCAUGAGUGUGCGUCUCACCUGCCAUGCCCGCUCCAUGGUCAGCGAGUAUACUGCUGCCAGCAGGAGCUCCUCACAGGAAAUGGGCCAGGUUGAGAAGCUGCUGAUGGAGAAGUGCUCAGAACUCUCAGCAGUCACGGAGAGGUGCCUCAAAGUGGAGAAUGAACAAGUCCUGAGGUCAAUGAAGGCUUGUGUGAGUGAGACCCUGAGCACACUGGGGCAGCACUUUGGCCAGCUUCUGGAGUUGGCCCUGACUCGAGAGGUGCAGGCACUGGUGAGAAAAAUUGAUGCCUCAGACAAUAUCUAUGCCAUGGAGACCAGCACAGGGAACCUGUUCAGCCUGACCCAAGAGGGGGCUCCCUUGUGCCGCAUCAUAGCCAAGGAAGGUGGCGUGGUAGCCCUGUUCAAGGUCUGCAGACAAGACAAUCUCCGGUGCUUGUACCCCCAGGCACUCCGCACGCUGGCUUCCAUCUGCUGUGUGGAAGAGGGUGUCCAUCAGCUGGAGAAGGUGGAUGGCGUUUUGUGCUUGGCUGACAUCCUGACAGACGACAGCCACUCGGAGGCUACGCGGGCUGAGGCUGCUGCUGUGGUGGCCCAGGUCACCUCCCCACACCUGCCCUUCACCCAGCACCUCAGUAGCUUCCUGGAGAGCAUGGAGGAGAUCGUGACGGCCCUCGUCAAACUGUGCCAAGAGGCCUCUUCUGGGGAAGUCUUCCUGCUGGCCUCUGCGGCCCUUGCCAACAUCACCUUCUUUGACACCAUGGCCUGUGAGAUGCUCUUACAGCUGAAUGCCAUCCGCGUCCUCCUGGAAGCCUGCAGCGACAAGCAGAGAGUGGAUACACCUUAUACUCGGGACCAGAUUGUGACCAUCUUGGCCAAUAUGUCCGUCCUUGAGCAGUGUGCCUCCGACAUCAUCCAGGAGAAUGGGGUUCAGCUCAUCAUGGGCAUGCUGUCUGAAAAGCCAAGGUCUGGGACCCCUGCCGAGGUAGCGGCCUGUGAGCGAGUGCAGCAGAAAGCAGCAGUGACCCUGGCCCGGCUCAGCAGAGAUCCAGAUGUGGCCCGGGAGGCUGUGCGUCUCAACUGCAUGUCCCGUCUCAUCGAGCUCUGCAGAUCCCCAUCAGAGAGGAAUAGCAGUGAUGCCGUGCUGGUGGCCUGCCUGGCUGCUCUGCGUCAGUUGGCUGGGGUCUGCCCUGAAGGCCUGCAGGACUCUGACUUCCAGCAGCUAGUGCAGCCCCGACUUGUGGAUUCCUUCUUACUCUGCAGCAACAUGGAGGAGAGUUUCGUGUAGCGA